AGUACGUACAGGAAGUAAACAAGUUUUAUAUCCUGUAUGAGAUUCUCAUGAACUUUUACUUCUGUAUGUUUUGUUAAUUUGUACUGUUGAUAACUUUACGCCAGCUGUAGCUAUGAGCGCCAUUAUUCCUCGCAUAGAGCAGCUGUCUGCCAGAGUGGUUCGGGUACUGGGCUGUAACCCGGGACCGAUGACUCUGCAGGGAACCAACACGUACCUGGUCGGCACGGGCAAAAGACGGGUGCUGAUAGACACAGGGGAACCUGCUGUGCCUGAAUACAUCAGCAGCCUCAAACAGGCACUGAAGCAGUUCAGCACCAGCAUCCAGGAGAUCAUCGUCACACACUGGCAUCACGACCACACUGGUGGAGUAGAAGAUAUCUGCAGGGACAUAACGGGUUCUGAGGUCCGAGUCAGCAAACUGCCUCGCUCCAACAAAGCCAGAGAGGCAGCAGGAAGCAAAGAGUACACUUACCUAAAAGAUGGAGAUGUUGUUGAGACGGAGGGAGCCACACUCAAAGUGCUUUUCACUCCAGGCCAUACUGAUGACCACAUGGCCUUGCUGCUGGAGGAGGAGCGGGCACUCUUCUCCGGAGACUGCAUCCUGGGCGAGGGCACGGCUGUGUUUGAAGACCUCUACGACUACAUGAAAUCUCUGCAAAUCCUGCUGGACUCGGAGGCUGACCUCAUCUACCCUGGCCACGGACCUGUGGUUCAGGAUGCUGGCUCUAAGAUCAGACACUACAUCAGUCACCGGGACCAAAGAGAACAACAGAUCCUGGCAGCCAUUCAGGAUGGAGCAGGAAAGCCUUUCACUUCCAUGGAGCUUGUCAAGAUUGUGUACAAGGACACCCCUGAACACCUGCACCAAGCAGCUAAUGUGAACUUGGUUCAUCACUUAAAGAAACUGGAGAAAGAAGGCAGAAUCAGUCUGGUGAACGAAUCUUCACAGAGCAGCAAAUGGAAGAGUAAUCUGUGAUGUCCACUGACAGUGAGAUGAAAUGGAGCGUUGGGCUGGGAUUUUCAAGAUCAACAGCUAAUGAUUUUCGAAUGCGAGAUGAUCACUUUCAGCGCUAUGUUUGUGCUGUACACCAGUGCUGAUUGAGAAAUGUAUUAGUCACACCUGUUGCUUCAGAUAUUUCCCAACUCAAAACACACAAGGUGCAGGAAACAUAUGGACUCACCAGGCCUGAGCUGCAGCCUGUGUUAUAGUUAAACAAGGCUAAAAUUUGCCUCAAGGUCAGCCGCCUGUGGCCGCAUAAAGGAUUAACCUCAUCCUGAAGUGUGAUCAGAGUGCUACACUUCCCCUGUCCCCCCCAAUUAAAACUGCUUAACUGCUGCCAUGUCUUCUUUUUUUGAGUUGAGGCUGUUAAAGUGAGCUUUUUGUUUUGAUUUAAAAAUAAUUGUCAGCGUUGUCUUCCAUUUAAUAAUACUUACUUGUCAUGUAAGUGAGAUAAGUAGGAUUUAUACAGUAUAUAAUGACUGUACUGUAUUUUAUUUUACUUGUUUUGUAUAUUAUGAAGCCCAGAAAGUAAAUAAUCUCAUAACAUUU
Oreochromis niloticus (Nile tilapia) is the source of this 1549-nucleotide messenger RNA. It is a transcript of the gene lactb2, whose product is annotated as lactamase, beta 2. The record is from RefSeq and is a predicted model, not a curated record. NCBI's taxonomy places the organism in Eukaryota, Metazoa, Chordata, Actinopteri, Cichliformes, Cichlidae. Gene Ontology annotation, cellular component: mitochondrial matrix. The transcript is spliced from 7 exons. Bases 113 to 976 code for a protein of 287 amino acids. Gene Ontology annotation, molecular function: single-stranded RNA binding; RNA endonuclease activity.